AUGCCGGCACGGAACGUCCUGAGAGUGCUAUCUGCCGUUGUGGGAGGUGCAACGUCGACGCGAAAUUGGACUGUGUCGCUAUCCCCAGGUGAUUCUGGCAUCAAAACUAGGAAUUCUCAUGUAGGUUCAUUUUCAUUUGGCUUAUCACCUUCUCCUGUGAAGAAAUCCCCAAUUGGUGGUGUGGUGGUGUUUGUAGGUGGUUUUUUUCGACAAUUAUUUUUGGUAGUGGAGGUGCUAUUAGGCUGUGAUGGUGGUGAUUAUAAUAGUGGUGAUGGUGUAAGCUAUGGUGGUAAUGGUGAUGUGGCGGUGAUCCUUUGGUGCGAUCUGGUGGUUGGAGCAACGUCGCCUCGCAGCCCUGAAGGCUGUGAUAUCAGCAAGUGA
This is a messenger RNA of Fraxinus pennsylvanica, 381 nucleotides long. The record is from the annotation of a GenBank genome assembly. Lineage: Eukaryota; Viridiplantae; Streptophyta; Magnoliopsida; Lamiales; Oleaceae.